UUUAUUAAAUAUUUUAAGCCUACUGUUGAGAGCUACUGGCUUCACAAAAAGAUUCCUUUCAAAAUACUACUGCUUAUUGACAAUACACUUGGUCAUCCAACAGCUCUGAUGAUGUACAAGAAGGUUAAUGUUGUUUUCAUGCCUGCUAAUACAACAUCUGUUCUGCAGCCCACAGGUCAAGAAGUAAUUUUAGCUUUCAAGUCUUCUUAUUUAAGAAAUAUAUUUUGCUAGGCUACAUCUGUCAUAGGUAAUGAUUCCUCUGAUGGAUCUGGGCAAAGUAAAUUGAAAAGCUUCUGGAGAUCAUUCACCAUUCUAGGUGCUAGAAGAGUUGCUUCUGUGGAUGAGCAAACAUCCACAGAAGUAGUUUUUUUUUUGAGAUGGAAUUUACUCAUGGUGAAGAUGCUGUGAAUAUUGUUGAAAUGACAACAAAGGAUUUAGCAUAUUUCAUAAACCUGACUGAUAAAGCAGUGGCAGAGUUGAGAGGACUAACUCCAAUUUUGAAAGAAGUUCUACUGUGGAUAAAAUGCUAUCAAGCAGCAUUGUGUGGUACAGAGAAAUCUUUUGUGAAAGGAAGAGUCAAUUGACACAGCAAACCUCAUUAUUGUCUUAUUUUAAGAAAUCACCACAGCAAUUCCAACCUUCAGCAACCACUACCCUGAUCCGUCAGCAGCCAUCAACACUGAAACAAGACUCUCCAUCAGCAAAAAGAUUAGGAAUCGCUGAAGGCUCAGAUGAUCAUUACACUUUUUUUAAAAAAAGCAUUAAACCAUUUUCAAGAAGGCAGUGAUAAAAUUGACCUGAGCAAACUGCUGAGAUAGAAGAAAAAGAAUUUUACUCAUGCACCUUAAUCGCAACAUGUCCAAAAUAAAACACAUUAUUUUUCACCA
Molecule: messenger RNA, 887 nt
Organism: Symphalangus syndactylus (siamang)
Lineage: Eukaryota; Metazoa; Chordata; Mammalia; Primates; Hylobatidae
Product: tigger transposable element-derived protein 1-like
Source: RefSeq, a predicted model, not a curated record